AUGGCAAUCAAAACGUAUCCCAGUGUCACAUGAGAAUUGAAAAAUGGCUGGCGAAGGAUUUCUUUCCAUUGCUAUAAUUAUUUGUUCUUUUAAUUUGUGUGUCUCCUCGUUAGAGGUUCCGGUAUUAAUAUGGGGAGAUGAAAGCUUUGAUGGCCAUCCUGCAGCUUCAGCUUUAAGUUCAGUUGGACAAGAUGAAUUUGAAACAAAGUACUUGAAGAAAAUUUUAUCCUCAGAAACUUUGUUGGUUGCCUUUAUACAAGAUAAGUUGAGCCUGGAAGAUUUCUAUCAGUACGAUAACAACAGAUUAAAUGGAGACAGCAUUUUUCCAACUCUAAAGGACCAACUAGACAGUCACCCAUCGGUUGUUCUACCAGCAGUUACAUCACCAGCCAUGAGUCUUGAGAAAGCAGCUAGUCAAUAUCAAGUAAAAGAGCUGAUUGUAGGUGAUGACAGUUUUAACAAGUCAUCAUUGGAAGAUGUUGAUGUGCUGAUUGUCAAACUACCAUCAACACAAGAAGUAGAAAACAGAGGAGAGGCAUUAAAACGUAUUGACCAGUCUAUUAGCAGUGUCCUUCAUCAGCUUGUUGGUAUAAAAAAAAAACUUAGUUGCAAUAUAUACAGCUCAUCAACCUUCUUGGUAUGCCCAAGAAUCAAGAGAAGUGUAUGUACGCCAUGGCCGAAGCUUACUAGGAGCUAAAGUUGAUGACAUAUCUGGAAUCAUGAACAUCACUGGCAGUAUGCUGAUGUACUGUGAAAACAUAACAGUUACAGUUGAUGUCAAAGAUGGCAUGAAUGCUUCCUCUAUCAAUCAGUCACUUAGUCUCCCUACCACUCCUGACAAAGAAUCUUUCUUUGGAAAUACUUCAGCAAGAUUGAUUAUUGAUUUCAAGCCAGAAGGUAGUCUGUCAAAAUUUGUUCUUAAACUGAACUUCAAUGAGUCCCAUGGAUCCUGGUGGUUGGAAGAUAGUGUGAGUACAGUUUCCAGUGAUGAAAUUAAUCUACCUGAAACAAAUGUUACCUUGAGGACAGAAAGUAUUGGAGGAGCAAGUGGCUUCUCUUACAGCUGUGGAUCACUGUUGUUGCAGAAUGCAAACUUAUCUGAUGAAGUGAUUGUCCAGAUAAAAUUCAGUGUUUUUCAGGUUCAAGUGUUUGAUGUUCAGGAUGUGUUUUCAGACAGUUUUGAUUGUACAACCUUUUUUACUAUUCCAACAUGGAUGGGAAUUUUGGUGGUACUAAUAUUCUCAGUGAUCCUUGCUUAUGGAAUUCAGCUACUAUUUGGAAUACAUACAAUGGAUAGAUUUGAUGAUCCAAAGGGUAAACCUAUUAUGGUACCAACAACAGAGUGAUCCUAGUUUUAUAGGUCUAGUUUUAAUUGUUGUGAUUUCAAUAAUUUAUUGUUCUGUAGUAGUAUAGGAGGUUUGAUCAACUGAUUGGUUAUUAUUGCUCUAAGAAAUAAAUUUAACUAUUCCAGCAAUACAUCUAGUUCACUGUAAUGUAUGAAUUUUAGCACUAGUUCCACGAUCUAGUGCUUGUUAUCAUAGUACAAUUUGAAAACCAUCAAGUAAGGGCUUUUUUUUUAAGUUUCUCUCAUAGACUUAAUGUAUAUGUAUAUAAUCAGUUUGAUGUUUUUUUUAUUAAGCAUAUGGUUUAAUUAAUCUAUUCUUACUUUUGUUUCAGAAAUUUAUUAUGUAAAUCCACAGAAAUAUGUUUAUAAUCAUGCUAUUAAAUAUACAAUAUAGUUUGAUUACUUAUUCCUUGAUUGUGCUAAGUCUAUUUGUAUACAUAUUUGGAUAAAACUAUGAAUCUUAAAUUUUUGAAGUGGAAGUAGUUUGUACAUUUAAAUAUGUUUUUCAUCGAAGAAAAAGCAAGGUUUUGAGCAUGUCGUGACUGUGGUGAAGUGUUGAAAUAUAGAAAACCACGAUUUUGUUUGAGUUCUGUAAUGUGUAAACCUAGAAUCAUUUAGAAAAUGUAUGUUUCCAACUAGAUAUUUAUUGUAAAGUUGUAGUAUUCUCACUUUAAAUAUCUUGUACAUGUAUAUUUGAGAUAUUAAGCUUAAGUGUAAAUUCAUGAAUUGUGAACAAUAAAUAUAUUAAAAUCUUGA
Molecule: messenger RNA, 2101 nt
Organism: Limulus polyphemus (Atlantic horseshoe crab)
Lineage: Eukaryota; Metazoa; Arthropoda; Merostomata; Xiphosura; Limulidae
Exons: 9
Coding region: 44-697 (217 amino acids)
Cellular component (GO): proton-transporting V-type ATPase complex
Source: RefSeq, a predicted model, not a curated record